AUGGGCAGGCAACAAGUGUCCACCACCAAUACAAAGAACCCCGAACUUCGCACAUUCUCCAGUAUACCCAACAAAUCCACCACGACGCCUAAUCGCCACUCGCUCUCCGGGUCGUCGCGCUGGGGUCUCUUCGGGCACGAGAACGCCGCGACCACCUACAACAAGCUCUCCAGCGAGAUGCGCGACUCUUACGUCGGCAACAUGCCUCUGGAGGUCCUCUUCGGUCAGAUCCUGACCGCCUCUGUACCUCGCGACAAAACUCUCCAUCCCGACAUGGACUUCACCGAGGUUUGGACGAGCGUGGAUGCGACGGACAACCACAUCAUCACUUAUAAUCCCAGGACCACCCUGAUCAUGGCUAAGGUGAUUAACGAAAGCGGCAUCUGCCCUCACAUUCACUUCGCCUCCACGGAGAACUGCCAUCUCGACCAGGCCGGGCCACUCGCACCUGGCGAUGGUCUCGAGCGUCGCAAGGUGGACCUCAGCGGCUUAUACGUCUCCGAUCCCCAGCAACCACACAAGACUGCUCCUGACUUCGCCACCAUGCGCCUCCCCAUCGAGCUGAAGCGCAAGAUCGAAGAUAUCGUUGUGAACGGCAACGCGAAGUGGACUUCGGCACAGCGCAAGCAGCAGGGUCUUCCGCACCAGACCGCACCCGCUAUCCACGCCCGUGGCCAAUCAUCAUCCUAUGCCCUCAACCAGCAACAGCAACAAGCGCUCACUCAAUCGUGGAGCAUGGUCAUCGCCGGCGAAACGGCGCGCAUCCUCAUCUUCGAUCACAGCGGCGUGAUCGUGACGGAGAGCUUCGACUGGAAGACUGGAAGCGUCUUCACCGAGUUCUUGUGGCGGCUGGAGCGGGCUUCCGCUGAGGUUGUUGGGCUCGACGACUCUGUGGUUGAGGGUCCGUUGUCCGAGAGCGUAGAGAGUGCCGCCCGCGCAGCUUUCGAGGACCUCAAUAAGAGGGACUGUGCGCCGUACAAGGUCACACCGGACGAGCCACUGCGCACUGUGCGCGUGUGGGACGAGGGCGAGAUGGUAGAUGGCGAACCGAAGGUCCGCGAAUACGUCGCGACGUAUCCUGUGGAGCUCCCGCCGUCGCUCGUCAGCCGGUGGACAGUCGGAUACCUCGCAUACGACAUUGCUACCAGGGCCGUGCACUGGAUCAAGGACUCGUGGCGACUUGCGGUCCCGGAGUUCGACAAGGAGGGGUUGACGUACCAGCGCUUGAAGGAGGCGGGCGUGCCCAACCUUCCUGUGGUGGUGAGCGCCGGCGAUGUACGCUGGAAGAGCGGGGUGGUGCAGACGACGCGCGCGCAUCAGUACACCGGCGCCGACUGGGCGCACUUGACGCAGAACGUCAAUCCGCUGGUUCAUUACCGCAUUGUCUUUGCGACGAUUGGGAAACCACUACUUCGGUUCAACUCCUUCAAACACUUCUGCGAGCUUCUCCUCGAAGCGCUCAAAGCUCACGCCGUGGCGUACGAGAAGGCGAAGAUUCUGCACCGCGAUAUCAGCACUGGCAACAUCCUGAUCGACGAACACGGUCACGCUCUUCUCAUCGACUGGGACCUCUGCAUGGACAUCACGAAAGCGGCGGCACGGAGGCCGUGGCGCACGGGAACGUGGCAGUUCAUAUCGGCAGCGUUACUCAGUCUACCUACAGUCAAAGCGCACCAGCUUCGUGAUGACCUGGAGUCGUUUUACUGGGUUCUACUCUACGUGGUCCUACGGUACCGCUAUAUUCCAUCAAAGUAUGUGGAAGACUCGGACCGGCAUAGGCGUUACAUGUCUCUUCUGUUCGACUUCGUAGAGAAAAGCGGGCCGCUUUCUCGCGGCGGCUUCCGGAAGCAGCACUACCUCAAGAAGACCGGCGAGCAUCUGUCCGACGCUGAUUUUGAUGAGAUGAAGGAUGCAGACGGCGCUGAAAUACCCGCUGCCCUUCCUUGGCUUCUGGCUACUUUACGCGAUGACCUGGCCAAGCUCUACGUCGAAACGUCUCCGGAGAGGAAACCAAGUCUCAAACGCAAGGCGCCAUCACAGGCCACAAACGUUCCCCCGCCAGCCGGUGGUACUACUGGACCGCCGCCGUCAGCACCGGUGGUGAUGGGUCCCUUUGAUUCGUCGGACUACAUAAUCUCUGUCUUCACGGAGGCUUUGGAGGAGGGUGAUUGGCGAGAUGAUGAUUCGGCAUGCGAUCGCUUCAAGGACCUCAGUCCUCCCCGUCGCGCCCGUUUACGGCUUCAAGACAUCGCCUUACCGCCCCCCGUCAUUUUGAACGCUUCAGUCUCCAACCCGGAACUUCUCCAUCGCAAACAUGAGCUUGACGCCACUCUCACUCUAGAGGAGCAUGAGAAGAGCAUCGAGAACAAGAGGGCGACGCGCGCGGUGGCACAGGAACGUCUUGCCACUAUCGAAGAGGACGGCGACUUCCACCCCCACCCCAUUGUUCGCCACCUGCCACGUACUCCGAAACGGCGCAGACUGGAGGAUAACCGAGCGGGUUACGCCUUUAGCGCAGCCGCUAGUCUGGAUCUGUCGGGUCGUCGAUCCACCAGCCCCAGCGAAGACGCUUUACCGAUGCCUCCACGCCCUCCCAAGGACUGGUAUCCUUAG
This is a messenger RNA of Peniophora sp. CBMAI 1063, 2613 nucleotides long. NCBI's taxonomy places the organism in Eukaryota, Fungi, Basidiomycota, Agaricomycetes, Russulales, Peniophoraceae. The record is from the annotation of a GenBank genome assembly.